Aphanomyces astaci is the source of this 567-nucleotide messenger RNA. RefSeq lists its product as hypothetical. Bases 1 to 567 code for a protein of 188 amino acids. The record is from RefSeq and is a predicted model, not a curated record. The transcript has a single exon. NCBI's taxonomy places the organism in Eukaryota, Oomycota, Saprolegniomycetes, Saprolegniales, Verrucalvaceae. Gene Ontology annotation, cellular component: extracellular region.
AUGCAUCUUUCGAUCGCUUUGUUUGCCAUCUUCACCAUUGCGACACCCCUUGUGUCAGCUGUGGGGUGUACCCAAGACCAGAAGCAGCAAAUGCUCGAAGCCAUUACCAAGAGCCCGCAAUGGCCAGCGUGUCAGCAGGCCACGGCCCCAUUUGACUUCUUCCUGGCGCUGACACAGGAAGGCCCGACCCCCACGCCAAACGACUUGACAAAAUUCAAGGGUAACGCGGCUUGUACCACCGUCUAUUCUUCGUUCCAAGAUGCAAUCAAACAAGCGAAUUGUGACGAAGUGGCCGACCUCGUCGGAAUAUCUGUCGACCAGCUCGUGUCCGCAACAGCGGCCACCACCACCGCCGCGCCACCAGUGGUGACGCUAGCCCAAAUCACGACGACAGUAUCAUCGUCUGUAGCCCCCGUGGGUGCAGCCGCAACAAUGAAGCCAACGACUCCUGUGACAACGUUGACCGCAUUGGAUACCACGACUGGGAAGCUUCAGCCCUCCCUGGCCGCGGCGUCAGCUUCGAUGGCCAUCUCUGCAAUGUCCUUGGCAGUGGUGGCCAUGCUUUAA